UAAUGUAAGAGAAAAUUUUAUAGAACUUAAGCAACACUGUGUACAAUGCAACGCCAACCCCAAUGCAUUAGAUAUUGAAGCAAAUUGGAGUUGAAGACAAAAUGGAAUAGUUAAGGAUCGUCGUGUUUUUAUAUAAAAUAGUCGUGCAAAAAUAAAUUAAAAGGUGACUCCUGUAAACGUUUAAAAGAUAAUUGGUCAAAAAGAUUGAUACACUACGCUUUUAAUUAUUCUUGAAGUUGUCGCAAUAACCGCUGCAUUCAAUAUUGUCGUAGGUUUCUCAGCUGAAAACUAUUAGCUGUGUCACUGCCUGCCGUGCUGAUAAGACAGUUAGCGCUAUUGCGCUGUUGUCUUUGUCAUUGCUGUUUGCUAUGUGCAGUUCGCGGUCGUGGUCAUCUUUUCCGAUCGCAGUAUUACCACCACAUUGAGCCGCAGCUUUGUUUACUUAGCAGGUACACAUUUAAAACUACGUUAUCAGCAGGCAUACGCACGAAAAAGACGGCUGGCUGGACUGCAUGGAGCGCUGACGGCAGGCAGUAGACCCAUACAAACAACAAGCGAAGCAAUCCCUCUUACAAAAGCAAACACGAAUGAAAUAUUGCCAAACAUAUCUAUAUGACUGUAUGACACGAGUUGCAUAAGGAAGGAAAAGUAGUGAUUUAAUACUGAUAUUGGAGUUUGGUGUCUGGAGUGGGGAAGUAAAGUUAGCCGGUUAACGUAGUCGGUGUGUUAGUGUGCAUGUGGGGUGUUUCAUAGUGAGACACUGGCGCGCAAGCGCAACAUCCACCUUAACAAACGACUACGUACAAUCUGUUAUCAAUUACGGUGUGCAAUGUCGCACGGCAUAGUGAGCGGUGGAGCAGGAGCAGCAGCAGCAGCAGCAGCGGCAGUCGUCGAUAGCAGCAGCCUAAACUCACAGUCCGCCACCACAGAAUACCGCGAAGUACACUGGACGUCGAAUGUCAUGGACUCGUCACGCGUCUCCACAUGUCUCAUUUCGAUGCUGCUGAUCGUAUAUGGCAGCUUCCGUAGUCUAAAUAUUGAACAGGAGGCGCGUGAACGCGAGCAAAAGAAACGUAGCGAAUCGAUGAUGAAUUUGAUAACUGGAGAACCAGUGGAGCAGGAGACAAACAAGUUUGCGACGUUGGACACAAUGCAUGCAUUGUGCUUACCACUGGGCGCUUCCGUUUCGUUGUUGGUUAUGUUUUUUUUCUUCGAUUCAAUGCAAUUGCUUUUCGCCGUUUGUACAGCGAUUAUUGCUACGGUAGCUUUGGCCUUCCUGCUGUUGCCCAUGUGCCAGUACAUCAUACGGCCAUGCACUGACGGUAAUCGCAUAUCGUUCGGUAUAUGUGGACGUUUUACUGCAGCUGAGCUCUUCAGUUUUGCACUCUCUGUGUCAAUUGUAUGCAUUUGGGUACUCACCGGCCAUUGGCUGCUAAUGGAUGCGAUGGGUAUGGGUUUGUGUGUGGCAUUCAUCGCUUUUGUACGCUUGCCAAGCCUGAAGGUGUCUACUCUCUUGCUAACCGGCCUGCUGAUCUACGAUGUAUUCUGGGUCUUCUUUUCGUCGUAUAUUUUUAGUACGAACGUUAUGGUCAAGGUGGCGACCAGGCCCGCCGACAAUCCGGUGGGAAUAGUGGCGCGAAAACUGAAUUUAGGCAGCAUUGUUAAGGAACCACCGAAACUUAACUUGCCAGGAAAACUGGUUUUUCCAAGCAUACAUAAUAGUGGGCAUUUUUCCAUGCUGGGUCUGGGUGAUAUUGUAAUGCCGGGUUUGCUGUUGUGUUUUGUGUUGCGAUAUGAUGCAUACAAGAAAUCGCAGGGUGUUACCACAGAUCCGACGUUACAGCCACCGAAAGGAGUCGGCUCGAGGCUCACGUACUUUCACUGUUCCUUGUUGGGCUAUUUUCUUGGUCUACUCACCGCUACCGUAAGCUCAGAAAUUUUCAAAGCGGCACAACCGGCAUUGUUAUACCUGGUGCCGUUCACGUUACUGCCGCUGUUGACCAUGGCUUAUCUCAAGGGCGACUUACGGCGCAUGUGGAGUGAGCCGUUUAUCACACAGCAACCAUCAAAGCAACUGGAAGUCUGAGUGCUUAUCCUCUUCUUACCUUGGACUGCGUUUAACGACCGACGUUAGUACUGGGAAUUCAUUAUUUAAGUUUCGUAAUUUUAAGUAGACUGGUAUACAUCGACCGACUUGAUGUGUGCAUGAAGGUGGGGGUUAUGAAUAACACAUACAUACAUAUAUACAAUAUGCUAGAGUAAAGUGUUUAUUGCGGGCUUAGGGGAGGGGAAUUGGGGCUUGCAAAAUAUGUAGUCAAGAUAGAAUCGUUACUCAUUUUCUGGUAUGCUUUACAAGGGUGAGUUUUGAAACGUUUGUUUUAAUUUUUUAUUCGACUUAGAAAUAUUAACGUUAAACCGUAACACGCUCAGAUAUCAAAUGAGAUUGAAUAACAAUAAUGUAUUGAUAAGUAUGUAACCCACAUACAUACAUACAUACUGUACUAAAUAGGAAGCAAGCCAAAAUUUAGCGCACGUGGCAAAUACAUGUUAUAGUAAUGUGCACGCAUAAAUACAUACAUAUUUACAUAAGCUCAUACAUCAUUUUACAUACAUACCUAUGUACAUAUAUGUACAUGAAUUAAUUAUGAAAAAUUUAUGAACACGUACACUCACACAUACACAAACAUCCAUACAUCAAAUACUAUUCAUUAGCCUUCUCACUAGACAUAACUGUCAUUUAAUGGAAUAAGUUUCGUUAAGUUGAAUAGAACUGAAUUUUCUUAUAGCUUGCUUUAAGCAAAAUAAAAAGCAAUUACCAAUGUAUGAACAACAAUAAACGAUUUGGAAAGGA
Anastrepha obliqua is the source of this 2851-nucleotide messenger RNA. It is a transcript of the gene SppL, whose product is annotated as signal peptide peptidase-like 3. NCBI's taxonomy places the organism in Eukaryota, Metazoa, Arthropoda, Insecta, Diptera, Tephritidae. Gene Ontology annotation, cellular component: cytoplasmic side of endoplasmic reticulum membrane; lumenal side of endoplasmic reticulum membrane; Golgi-associated vesicle membrane. The transcript has 7 exons. Bases 830 to 2086 code for a protein of 418 amino acids. Gene Ontology annotation, molecular function: aspartic endopeptidase activity, intramembrane cleaving. The record is from RefSeq and is a predicted model, not a curated record. Gene Ontology annotation, biological process: membrane protein proteolysis.